Mesorhabditis belari is the source of this 897-nucleotide messenger RNA. The record is from the annotation of a GenBank genome assembly. Lineage: Eukaryota; Metazoa; Nematoda; Chromadorea; Rhabditida; Rhabditidae.
AUGAAAGGCAACAAAGGAUACAUCAUUGAUGUUGGUGCAGCUAAAUCGAUCGAAUGUGUCACUGAUAAACGAGGAGCAAAUCCCUAUUACCGCACUCACAUCAAACUGCGCUACAGCUUUGGCAAUGUUCACUUGUGGGGCUUUCAUGAGAAUGGACUCGAUUGGAAAUUGGCUGUUCAAAAGGCGUUCGAGCGAUCGAUUCCACCAUAUCGUUCACCAAUCACAUCCACUCCAAAACGUGUCAUUUUGUCUCCACCACAAACGGACAACGCAAUCACCCCACGUGGCAAUGAUGAGAAGAAUGAAGAGACAGCGAUGUUGAAUGCUGCCGAAUACUUCGCUGAAAUGGCUGACGUGGUCGAAUCGAAGAGUGCUGUCUCGCGGAUGAGCUUGGACGAUGUGAUCAAUGACCAAGAAGAUGCCAAUCAAGAAAGUCCCCAUAAGCAAAGGACCACCGAUUUUCAAGACGCCGCUACAAACAUUCCCUCAGUCACUCAUGUGCAGCGUGUUCGUCGAUUCCUUCGCAAAAGCCUCCCAGCAGUUGAUCGAUCGUUUUCCGCUCCUCAUAUGACGGUUGAAGAAAAGCCAGCCAAGCAGCAUUCUCCAACGAAGCCAGCGGAUCUUCUUAAUGCCUCUGUCAAUCAGGAAAAGAAGCAAGAAUCAUUGAUGCCAAAGCAGAAUGUUGCUGAGAUUUGCGCCAAACUUGAAAAGACUCUCUCAACUCGUCAACCUGCACGCGAAAAGAAAGGUUUCUACCGUUGGAUCAAGAAGACAACGCGUAGCCCUGAAAAGAAAGCACAGGUUGAGAUGGAGGAAUCGAUGACUUCAAUGGUUGGAUAUGAGAAGGCACUCGGAUGGGAAAGGCCGAUGAUUGGAACCGACUCGGAGACAAAUGUU